AUGGCUAUGGCAAAUAGAGGACGUCAGUCAAAGCUUCCACCAGAGGUCAACAAGAUUUUAUACGUCAAAAACUUACCUUACAAGAUCACUGCAGAGGAAAUGUACGACAUUUUUGGAAAGUUUGGAGCCGUGCGACAGAUCAGAAUGUAAGGAGUUUUUUUUUGUUUGUUUUUAGGGUUUUCAAAUAUAUAACCAGUGGCGGUUAAAUGGAUAUUAUUGUCGUUAAAGCAAUUAAUAAUUAUAACAUUAGAAUAAUGACAUUACUAAUAUAUAUCCUUCAUUUUAAGCGGGAACACACCAGAAACUCGUGGAACAGCCUUUGUUGUGUAUGAGGAUAUUUUUGAUGCCAAACAAGCGUGUGAUCACUUGAACGGUUUUAAUGUCUCAAAUCGAUACCUGGUUGUGUUAUACUAUCAAACGACGAAAGCUUGGCUGAGGAUGGAUACAGAGAAGGCAAAGGAGAAGUUGGAACAGGUAAAGGAACGUUAUGGAUUGGGUGGAGAUAUCGAUAAGGAGAAGGACAAGGCCAUGAUGACACCUACACCUCGUCGAAAUUAA
Bursaphelenchus okinawaensis is the source of this 558-nucleotide messenger RNA. Lineage: Eukaryota; Metazoa; Nematoda; Chromadorea; Rhabditida; Aphelenchoididae. The record is from the annotation of a GenBank genome assembly.